GCCAACCGGACCUGACCCUAUCGUGGUGGGCUAGCGUUAACCAAUGAUUCCAGGGAGCUCCAAAUACAUGCAGAUACAUCGUAAAAGAAUGUACAACGGUUCUGUAAAAUAGAGAAGUUAAUGCAAGAACUUUUAAUAAUUAAGGAUUAAUUUGCUCGUUUGUUCCCGAGGCGCCGCUUCAUUAGAGCUGGAAGGCUUCCUAUCGCCUUCCCUUCCUUCUCUCUCAAGUCCCCUCUUUUUUAGAUCUCCCGACCGUUGCAACUCAGCCAAAUGCAUCCUUUCAUCUGGUUUUCUUCUGGAGUUCGAGUUUUAUAAGCGCGAAGAGAAGGAUAGAGGAGGAGGAGGAGCUCUUUUCACUCUUUUUGCAAGAUCUUUCUAAAAGGCUUCAGAUUCCGGCGAUUAUGGCCGACCGCGUCCACCCCGCCAGAUCUACCAGCGCCGAGGAGAAGACGGCGGCGCCCGGAGAACCGGCGCCGACAUCCCGGUCGGAGAGCUCCCUCUCUCAGGAGAGCUUUGCCGAGAAGCUCAAGCCGCCGCCGGGGACAUACGUGAUCCAGGUCCCCAAGGACCAGAUUUACCGCGUCCCCCCGCCGGAGAACGCCCGCCGCCUCCAGGCCUAUACCCGCCGCGCCCACCGCCGCCGCUGCGGCUUCUGCUGCUGCCUCGCCUGGACCGCCGCCCUCCUCCUCUUCCUCCUCGUCGCCACCGCUGCGGCCGCGGGGAUACUGUACCUCGUCUUCCAGCCGAAGAUCCCCAAGUACUCCGUUGACGGCCUCUCCGUCAAGGGCUUCAACCUCUCCGCCGCCACCGCCGCUGCCAACCUCGCCGCCCUCUCGCCGGAGUUCGACGCCACCGUCCGCGCGGACAACCCCAACGAAAAGAUCGGCAUCUACUACCGCUCCGGCAGCUCCAUCUCCAUCAGCUACGACGGCGUCAACCUCUGUCACGGCGUCUGGCCCACCUUCUACCAGGGCAAACGGAACGUGACGGUGUUCCAAACGGCGUUGACGGGGUCAGGGAUCCGUUUAUCCGCCGCUAUGCGGAACGCCUUGGUAACGGCGCAGAGCCGUCGGAAGGUGCCGCUGGAGAUCAAUCUUGCAGUCCCAGUUAGGGUUAAGUUUGGCGCCGUCACGACGUGGACGAUCACCGUUAAUGUGCGGUGCGACGUGACGGUGGACAAGUUGACGGUGGAUUCGAGGAUCGUUUCGAAGUCGUGCAGCGUUAAGGUGGAUCCUUUUUAACGGCGUUGUGGUUCCGUUGAUGGCGGAUAUACUGGUGGUGUUCAGGAUAUACUAAUGAUGCUCACAUUGUUUGGUUUAAGCGAGUGAAAGCCGAGUCCAUCUAUGUGAUUAACAUUGUUUGGAUGACUGAUUUUUUUUUUUUUGGGUACAAGUUUGGAUGAGUGAAUUGAAGUAAAUAAACAGAUCUGUUUACACUUUACAUUGUUUAGCCAUUUAGAAUAAUAUCUUGCAAUUGGAAUAUCUUGGCCAAAUUGCAUAAGAUACAAGGUUAGGAUAGAAUGCUUUUCACGUAUGGUGCCAACCUUAAAUAUAUCGUUGUCCAUAUAUAGCAUCAGUCACACCUAAGGGAUCGUGCUGUACGUAGUAAUGCUGGAUCUCGUCCUACAUGCCUCAUCACUCUGCAAUGUUAAUCUAUAAACCAUUCGUGUGAUUUGAA
Messenger RNA from Elaeis guineensis (African oil palm), 1677 nucleotides. RefSeq names its product NDR1/HIN1-like protein 13. The record is from RefSeq and is a predicted model, not a curated record. Lineage: Eukaryota; Viridiplantae; Streptophyta; Magnoliopsida; Arecales; Arecaceae. Gene Ontology annotation, cellular component: plasma membrane. Gene Ontology annotation, biological process: defense response to other organism.